UAGAGUUUUUGGUUUUGUUUUCAGUUAACAAUUAAAUAACUUGCGUACUUCCUUUUUAAAUAGAGUAUUUAAUUAAACAAACGUCAAAAAAUAGAUCUAACUCGGGUAUCAAAUACGUAGAAAACUAUUAAGCCCGCGUUGCUGCCAUUUUAACCAAAUUCGGCACUAGCAUUUGUUAUGUCGUGGUCAAAUGCACUUGUCAAAGAAAUCUUAAAACCAGAAAGUUUGAUAAUUUCAUCAGAAAUCGCAGUGGUUAUAGCAGACAAGUUUCCCAAGGCGAGGCAUCACUACCUGGUGUUGCCCUUGGCAGAUAUUCCCAGCAUCUUUCACUUGAACCGCAGCCAUCUGCCGCUCUUGGAGGAGCUUCAUCUUCUGGCCAGGAACGUUGUGGAGGUGAAAGGGGUGCACUGGCAGGACUUCAACGUGGGGUUCCACGCGGAGCCGAGUAUGCAAAGGCUCCAUUUGCACGUCGUUUCCAGGGACUUUGUAUCACCCAGUUUGAAGAACAAAAAGCAUUGGAACUCAUUCAACACCGAGCUCUUUGUGCCCUACACAAAACUGUAUGCCCAACUGGAGAAGGAGAAUAGCAUUUCGAGACUUUCGAAAUCACUGAAAGACGAGCUGCUGGCCAAGCCACUUAUUUGUAAUCAGUGCGAGUUUGUGCCGAAAAAUUUGCCAACACUCAAGGAGCAUCUGGUGGGGCACCUCCAAGAUCCAAAAUCCAUUCGCAAGCGAACUCAGUGAGAACUAGGGAACCAGUUCCUCCCCAUAACAGAGCACAACUUAUAUUAAUUUGAUUUCGGGGAUUUCAACGAAUACAAAAUACAAAUCGAAUCUAUUAAAAUGGAGGUGGAUAAAUUGAAAUAUGUCCGAGAUGAGCUGAAGCGCAAGCUAAGUGAUAAGAGAAACUUUCUCAUCGAGAGUGAUCGGGCGGUGGUCAUUAAAGUAGAUUUUCCCAAAUCGCAAUACCACUUUCGGGUGGUGGCCAAGGAUGAGUUCAGGGAUAUAACUAAGUUAACCGAAGAGCAGCUGCCCUUGCUGGAUCACAUGAUGGAUCUAGCGAAUCAAAUAAUCGAGAAGCAGGAGCACCUGGAGUCGCGUAACUUUCGCAUAGGUUUCAAAGUCAACACCUUCUGGAAUCGUCUAAAUCUACAUGUUAUUUCUGACGACUUUUAUUCCAUGGCCAUGAAGCAUCCAAGGCACUGGAAUAGUUUUAAUACAGAGCUAUUUAUGCCUUUUCAAAUGGUGCACAUGAUGCUCAGUGUGCAGGGAUCCAUUGAACCCAUUCCGGAAGAGAGGCACAAAGAGUUGCAGGAUCAGAAGCCAUUACUUUGCAACCAGUGCGAUUUUGUUACCGAUCUGCUGCUGGACCUAAAGGCUCACCUGUAUCAGCACUGGAUGCGUAAGGAAGGCGAGCGUGAGCAGAAGAAAAAAAUGGAUAAAAUAAUGGAAAUGAUAAAUGAGACUAGGCUGGAUGAGGUGGCUAAACCGGAGCCGCUUCCUGAAAAGCCAGAUCAAGCUCAGCCAGUGGCUGAUAUUGCCCGGAAUCCCAAUCAAAUUCCAAGAAGCCUCUUAACGCCACAACAACAGCAGGGCAAGCAGCAGGCCCAAGGUGGUUACGUCAAGUACGUGUACGGACCUCCAGUCAACAUGAUGAAUCAGAACAAUCCCAACAAUCCAUUCCGGAACACUCCGUCUCUUAAUAUACAAUCUCUGAAUCCGCGUCAACCCAAUAACUUCAAUUAUAGACACCCUGGCUUUGGGCCUCGUGGACCUAUGCCACUUCAAGGUUCAAGGGCUCCUUGGAGUGGUCCGCGCUUUCAGCCUAAUCAACAUCAGAACCGAUUCCGUUUUCCGGGAUCCAACGCGCCGCGUCAACCUAAUCGAAUGGCGCAGCCUGGCCCUCAGCAAUUUCAAAAAUGUGCACCGACAGGUGGUCAAGCUGGACCGCCAGGUCAGCAACAGGGAGUUAGACCAAAAUGGAAUCCAACACAUGCCUCCGAUUCUCAGCAUCCAAAUCAGAAAUCUAAGCCCCAAAACCGCCCGAAUGCCUUUCAUGCCAAGCAACAAUCUGAUAAUCAACAGACUACCCAGCAUCCAAAUCAAAACAAGAAUCCCAAUCAAGUUAAAAGCCAAACACCUAAUAACCCACAAAAUCGAAAGAAGCCGUAUCAACAGAAAAAUCGGCAGCAAUACGCGGGCAAUCAUCAGAAUCAAGGUGCUAAUAAUGCCGCACCUUCAAUUAAUUCCAACCAAGCUUAGGAUCAUUUAUCAUCCUAUUGAUACAAUUCCCACUACCAAACAGCAGUUGGCAAACUACCAGAAAGACUCUAGAUUCGGAAAAAACGAUCCCAAAUUGAUUUUUUGAAGGGAAUCAUGACUUCGGGCGUAAUACCACACCACUAAUCUCUAAUUAGAUAGGAACUAUUGGAUUUAAAAGCUAACUCUUUCCUAGUAAAUGUGAAACAUUAAAAAAAACUGAAUCAAUUUAUACAUAAGUACAUAUAUACAUUGCCAAACUAUAAAACUAUUUUUGUAAUCCUUGCAUAUGUCUGUUAAAAUAAAUUCGUAUUGAAACGCCAAAAA
Molecule: messenger RNA, 2586 nt
Organism: Drosophila santomea
Lineage: Eukaryota; Metazoa; Arthropoda; Insecta; Diptera; Drosophilidae
Gene: Aptx
Product: aprataxin-like protein
Biological process (GO): double-strand break repair; single strand break repair
Cellular component (GO): nucleus
Molecular function (GO): single-strand break-containing DNA binding; single-stranded DNA binding; DNA 5'-adenosine monophosphate hydrolase activity
Source: RefSeq, a predicted model, not a curated record